UCAGUACGUUUCCAGAAAAUGGCUCGGGUUGUGUGUCGAAGUGAAGUCUGACACGUAUUUUCCUAAAAUUCGUAGAUGAUUUGAUAAAAACUUAUUAUGAUUUUGUUUUAGUUACGUUAUUGUGUAUCAUAUUCUAACAAACCACCAAAAAUGGAGUUCCGCGAGACUUUGCUAGCUGCUCAACGAAAUCAACAACAAAAGUCAUCUCGCAACACAUACUACAGAGCUGGAUUCGAUCCGCCAAAGAAAGAACAACGGCAAAAGGACAAGUUGUCGGAGAAUAUAUUAAAGUUUUUAGCUAAGAAAGAUGAAGAAGAAAAACAGAAACAACUGGAAGCUCAGAAGAAGAAGGAAGAGUUGCUUGCUAUGCGUGACCCCAAGGCCUUGCGGAAGAUUCAAAAGACUCUGAAGACUAUCAAGUCUGCUAACAAGUCUGUGAUAGAGGAUGCAGUGGACCACGACAACACAGCUGUCACCAGGGCGGGUCCAGAUCAGCCGGACCAGGAUGACUAUGGAUAUGAAUCUCAGGAGGCAGCUGCUUUCUAUGGAAAAUUGAUGCAGAAAUAUAGCAAGAUACCUGAUGAACCCAAAUUUCCUAUGGGCAAGAAGAGUGUAAAGACAGACUUGAAAGGCACCAUGGAGCGAGUGAAGAAUGCCCUGGCACAUGAAGAUGACCCUGUCCCACACAAGAGAAGGCGGAGGACAGAAAAUGGUGAAAGAGAGUCAAGUCCUCCUCAAAAGUAUGAGCCAGAGAAACGUAAAGAAGAGAAACCCGAGAAGCCAAAGUUCCGCAAGCCUGCGCCGCCACCCAUGGACUUUAACCAGCUGCUGAAGCUGGCCGAGGAGAAAAAGAGCGCCCCAAUUGAAGUGCCCAGGCCGGUGUCCGCCAAGCCGGAGUCGGAGCCGGAGCGGCUGAUGACCAAGAAGCAGCGGCGCGAGUACGAGGAGGAGCUGGCGCGCCGCCAGCGCCGCCAGGAGAGAAUCGACGCCGAGAAGAACGGACGGAGACCUCAAAAAGAAGAAAGAGACAGGCCUGCUGACAAAGAAAAGAAACCGGAGCCUAGUGGAUUUGGGAGAAUUCCUAAAAUCGGCGAGAAAACGUCUUCCAGCCAGCCUUCCAACUCCGGCUCCACCUCUCACAAACAUGACAGCACUAAAACAUAUGAGCGAAGCAAAGACAAACCAUCCAGUGACCGGGACAGAGCUGACAAGUUGCAGAGAGAGAAAGAGAGGGCGAGGCAAGACAGGGACAAGGCGGACAGAGAAAAGGAGCGACUAGACAGGGAAAGACUGGAUAAAUUAAAGGCGGAACGAGAAAGGAUAGACAGAGAAAUGGAAAGAUUAAAUAGAGAUAGAGACAGAUUAGAAAAAACAAAGAUGAAAUUAGAAUCUAGUAAAUCUUACGACAAACCUAGCAAAGACGUAGACAGAAGCAAAUUGAGCUCCAAGGACCAAUUCUCACGACAGGAAGUCAAAAAGAAUAUAGAUUUAAAAAGCCAGAACACAUACAGGAUAGAUAAAAAUUCGAAUGAUAAGAAAUUUACAAUACCUAGCAAAAACGGCGAGAGCAAGUAUACGAACGGCCACAGUUCGCAGAGCAAACUGCCACAGAGAAGCAAAGAAGACGCGAGAAUGAGCGACAGAGACAGAGCUAUAGCCAAGCAAAGGGCCUCGCAGGAGAACGGCAAGCGUCCACCGGAGAGCAAGCCUCGGAGGCCGGAGGAGAGAGGCAAGGCGCCGGCCGCGCCCGGCAAGCCCGCCAUCUCCAAUUCGUUCGACUUCGACAAGCACGUCAGCUCGCUCGCCAAGGACAAGCUCGCCAAGCGGCCCGACGCCAGGAGGAAGAUGGAUGAUCCGAGAAAGAAACAGAAGCGGCGCGCCAUCGACUCCGAGUCGGAGUACGACUCGGAGAUGGACGACUUCAUCGACGACGGCGACGAGAACAUGGACUACUCCACACACAUCAAGGAGAUCUUCGGAUACGACAAGUCCAAGUAUCGGGACAUGGACGACGACGACGACCCGACGAUGGAGUCCAGCUUCGCGCGCCAGCAGCGCGAGGAGUACAUCAGCAAGAAGAUCGGCAUCAUGGAGGACCUCGAAGACAUGCGCAUGGAGGCCAUGGAGAAGAAGAAGGUGUCCAAGAAGAAACGCCGCAUCAGCGACGACUGACCGCGUGACCCACACGCCACGCCCGCCCCGCUUCCUGAGACCUGAACUAAUCAUGCAGAAAUAUAGUUAAUUUUUUUAGCAUUAAAAAAAGGUGAACAAUCUUGAUGAGUCUUGUAAUUGAAAAACAUGUUUUAAAAAUAAGUCACGGCAAAUAUGUAGCAAUUAUGAAUCUAAUACAAUCAUUUAUAUUAUUCUGCUUUCAUAAGUAAUAGUUACUGAUUUUCAAAACGCGUUUUUCUAUUAAAAGACAUGUCAAGAUCGCUUACCUUAUUUCUAUUGCUAAAAAAACGAACUAUAGUACUACAUGCAAAAUUCUAUCUGUCAAAUUUUACCGAUAUCUGAUAGCGGAAGAUCAGGAAUCUUGCUGUCCCUGUCUAUCGUGUGACUGUUUCUCGGUAGAGGGUGCCUUAAUAACUGCAAAAAGAAUUUUGACUGCAGUCACGUUGUCUCAUUUGUAGUAGUAUAAACGUAUAAACGGUUGGGGACAUUUUUUUCAAAAAAACGAACUAUAGUACUACAUGCAAAAUUCUAUCUGUCAAAUUUUACCGAUAUCUGAUAGCGGAAGAUCAGGAAUCUUGCUGUCCCUGUCUAUCGUGUGACUGUUUCUCGGUAGAGGGUGCCUUAAUAACUGCAAAAAGAAUUUUGACUGCAGUCACGUUGUCUCAUUUGUAGUCUGACUCUUGCGCACUCAUGGGAUGUUCAUAUACCACAUAGCUUCCCUUUCGCACACUUCAGCUGUCUUUAAAUGUAAGCAAAAAUGACAGGUCUGUGGAAAAAAUAAGGAUCUAAGUCAAAUGGCGUUCUAAAAGUGUUAAUCAUUUGUGUCGAAAGAUGGUAGUAAAUGUACUGACUACAUAAUUCACUUUGAUAAUAUUCCUCUAUUUCAAAUUCUCUUUGGUAACUGUCCAAAAGUGUUGUGAGCCUAAAAAGUCUCCUUUCGAACAAAACCACCCUAUGUCAUAAUCGCUUCUUUGCCGUCAAAAAUAUAACAUCUAUCGGGCGGGGGUAGAAAAUAUAUGAUAGAACAUAAUAAGUAACAAAUAUUCUGUGAGACACGGACAUAUUAAAUAUAUUAAAACGGGUAUUAUUAUUAUAUUUAAGUGAAUGAACCGUUUUAAUGCAUUUAAUAUACUUACUAAUAAGUAUUUUCACAAUUUAUCCUUUUGUAAUACCAUAGUAAAUAUGUAUAAUUAUGAUUCUUUUUACUACCUAUAAUCACAAUGACUUGCGGACAAUUUUGUGCCUGUAAUCCUGUACGAUACGAGUGUGCAUAAUAUAAGUUUAAAAUAUUAAUUAUUAGAUUUAGUUAGUACGUUUUGUACAAUAUUAUGGCGAAUAAAUUAAAUCAAUGGUUAUAGUUUACUUACGUUUAGUUGUUGUUGUAUUAGUAUUGAAACAAGCUGAUGUCCGUGUGAUUUAUGUUACGCACCGUAUGUGAAAUAUAUGCCAAAAUAAUCAACAUAUUAAAAUUAACGCUACUUAACAGGUAUGAAUAAAUGGGGCAUUUUCUAUGAAAAGGGACCUUAUUGUCGAUGGCGCUUACGCCGCACAGCGUCGCGCGGCAUUGUAUUUAUAUCGGAGCAUCGUUAAUAAUGGCGUAAGCGCCAUCGACAAUAAGGUCCCUUUUCAUAAUUUGCACUAGCAGUUCAGGUAACGUUUAGAAAUGAGUAAGAGGGGUCCUGACCUGACUGAAAUCUGACUUUAAUAGGCAUUCUGUAUUUUUUUGAAGUGAAAACUUCUUUAGCGCUGUGCACUUUUUGUGAUGGGGAAAGAUGUUAAACUGGCGAGAGCGAAAGACGUAAGACGGACACGUGACCUGAUCGAAAAACUUACAAUGUUAUUGAGUUUUCACUUCUGCCGGCACUCUCGGAGUGCAAUCCGUUUUUUCUUUUCGUCGUAGUUGCAAGAGCUUGGUUUCUAUUGUAAUGGGACCCCUUGUACUUUACUAAGAUCUCACAACCACAACAGCUCUUCACUUCCCAAAUGUAUGUUUAAGUCUUAUUGUUGUUUAAUUAAGUGUAGUAAAUUGUAAAACUUGUACAGUUGUAUAGCUUCAUGACAAGUGAGAAAAAAAAAUAUAUUAUUAAAUUUCUAUAUAUUCAGCAAGUUA
This is a messenger RNA of Cydia fagiglandana, 4282 nucleotides long. Its product is annotated as protein SPT2 homolog. The coding region runs from base 151 to 2172 and encodes 673 amino acids. Gene Ontology annotation, biological process: transcription by RNA polymerase I; nucleosome assembly. The transcript has 9 exons. Gene Ontology annotation, molecular function: histone binding; DNA binding. Gene Ontology annotation, cellular component: nucleolus. The record is from RefSeq and is a predicted model, not a curated record. Lineage: Eukaryota; Metazoa; Arthropoda; Insecta; Lepidoptera; Tortricidae.